AUGGAGAACCUAUCCAUCGCCGAUGCCUCUCCACAGGGCCGCGGUGCGCCGCAACCGCUCCCACAGCUGCCGCCUCAGAUGUUCACCACUGCAGCGCAGCUCCUGGAUCUCACAGACACCAAUCUCGUCCUCCAAUCUACCGUCGAACGUAUCUUCGCGCCCUCCCCCGAGUCAGCAGGUAGCGAUCGACCAACGGGUCUGUACGCCGAUAUAAAUCACGGCAUAUUCCUCGUCCGAGGUGAAAACGUGCUCCUCCUUGGUGAAAUCGAUCUCGACAGGGACGACGAUCCGCCUCCUGGCUUUGAGCCCGGAGACCUAGACGUUGUCAAGAAGCUCGCAGAGGAGAAGAAAGCCGUCGACAAAGCAAGGGAGAAGGCGCGAGUCAAGAAGCUUGCGAAGCAGGGCUUUGAGGGGGAGAACAUUGGCGAGAUUGUGCUUUAG
This is a messenger RNA of Fusarium musae, 441 nucleotides long. RefSeq lists its product as uncharacterized. Gene Ontology annotation, biological process: deadenylation-dependent decapping of nuclear-transcribed mRNA. The record is from RefSeq and is a predicted model, not a curated record. The transcript has 2 exons. Lineage: Eukaryota; Fungi; Ascomycota; Sordariomycetes; Hypocreales; Nectriaceae. Gene Ontology annotation, cellular component: P-body; Lsm1-7-Pat1 complex. Bases 1 to 441 code for a protein of 146 amino acids. Gene Ontology annotation, molecular function: RNA cap binding.